AUGGACCGAUCCAAGGCCAUACGGGCCGAAACCAAGAAGGAAGGGAAGCUUGGAAAGGCUGUCACUAUUGCUAAGGAAGUGAAUACAGUUGGCCCGAAUGAAACGACGGCUGUUCCGUACGCUGCGAGAAUCGUGUGUACCGCCAACGAAGUGGUAGAGAUUGGCGCCUCGUUUGACAGUGUAGAGGACCAAAGUGUGAUUCCGCCAAAGACACUCAAGAGGCUCCAAGACGUUACAUGGAGUGGGGUGGAAAAGAAAGUCAUGUUGGCGACCAUGCAUGAGCUGGUGGAUGACCUGGUCGAUGAAGAAGAGGCUCUGGUGCCCAUGGAGCUAGCCGAAUGUCUCCCUGACAUGACACCUGUGGACCGCGCUGUGGAACAAGCCAAAGUUCAGACUACUUUAGAUGCCAAGGCGGCUGGAGCCAUGGCAGCAAGCUGUGGGCACUGA
Molecule: messenger RNA, 447 nt
Organism: Aphanomyces invadans
Lineage: Eukaryota; Oomycota; Saprolegniomycetes; Saprolegniales; Verrucalvaceae
Exons: 2
Coding region: 1-447 (148 amino acids)
Source: RefSeq, a predicted model, not a curated record